This is a messenger RNA of Chlamydomonas reinhardtii, 1797 nucleotides long. RefSeq lists its product as uncharacterized. Lineage: Eukaryota; Viridiplantae; Chlorophyta; Chlorophyceae; Chlamydomonadales; Chlamydomonadaceae. The record is from RefSeq and is a predicted model, not a curated record. The transcript has a single exon. The coding region runs from base 393 to 596 and encodes 67 amino acids.
CCAUGUUGGUUGGGGGUCUCAGGAGAUCAUAUGUGUGGCAUAUGGCACAACGCUUACAGCAUUUGAUUGCAUUUUGCAAACUAGCAACGACCCUCAUACCGGGGGCGAGCGUCACGAUUGGACAUCCAUGAGCGUUUCCAUCCUUUUUGAAUGCUGAUGUGGGUUAUUUCGCGAGGACAGAAGACGUCACACGUCCGAUAUGGCCGGGCUCCACGCACGGCACGGCAGGUAGCCAUGCAGCGUAUGAGAGUGCCAGGCUGUCGUGUGUGAUUGAUGUGCGCGCGGGGUCGUAGGCACUGGCACGCAUGCAUGCGUCAAUUGCUAGUCGCUUGCCGCGGACUGCUGCCUCGACACUGCCUGUCGCCGUGCAAUACCGUAAACUGCAUGUUGCAAUGCUGGCCCCUGAAAUGACGGCGGCAGCGCGUGGGGCGACGUGGCGGCGGCGCCUGGCGUGUGACUGGGCGGCUUUUGAGUUGGAUGCAGGGCAAGGCAUUGGCGAAUGUACGGCACGUGCUCUGUGGAAGGGCAGCCGGCUAGGCGGAACUCCCUGCCCGGAUGGUAGCUACGUGUAUGAAGAGCCACAGUUCCAAUACUAAGCAAUCUUCGUUUGGUGCAUGCAUCCUGGCAGGCAGGACGGUUUGCCCUAGAUUGUCGCGCUCCGUCAUGGCAUUUACAUCGCGCACGCCGUUGCUGGUUUAUAUCACAGACACUGGUUUUUCAUGCAUUCCUUUUGACAAGAUCGUAGCACUGCGUCACCCCUGUGUGUCACGACAUUGGCAUCGGCCCAUGUGUAUGGAAAAAGACGUGUGUGCUGGACAGCAGAAUGUGUGUGGAUACAGAACAUGUAUGGACGUGUGCCUCGUUCCAUUGACGAGUUGUGGCACCGGGGCCUCGCGGCCGCUUCCUCACUCAUCCGGGGGUUGCGCAGCAUCAUGCAAUGUGUGGAAGUCCACAGAUGCAAGACCUUCGUCGGUGCCAUGUGUGCGUGUGUAUGCGUAUGUCCUUUUUCGUGCAUUUGGUUAGGAUUCAGCGCGUCAGUGUCGAAAACAAACAGAUGCCCUGUUUCAUGAUGCAUUUUCACCGCACACUGCGUGUCGACAAUUGCUGAAGCGGUUUUCAAUGGGAGGGCACAUUGAUAGCGUGGGUCUGGAGCCCGCUUGCAGCAGAUGCAUGGAACAGAGUUUAUAUGCGCAUGUGUGCAGGCUCCUGCCAUCGAGCCUUUGGGCGAGAGCCACGAAAGAUGUACUCAUGACUAGGUACCAGGUAGAGCGGCCCGUGUGUGCCGGUGGAGUGCGACGUCACUGGCGAGAGGCCAGAGCGGCGCCAGGCAGGAACGGACGUCGCGGCUCGACCGGCACGCAGCCAACGGUACCUGUAAUCAGCGGGAUUAGAUUUCGUUUGUUGGAUUAAGGCGCAUCCGGUGAGGUAGGACGCGAGGAUACAGCUAGGCGGAGUGCUUCUUGCAUGCGCCGAUCGUAUUGCACGCGGUACAUGAUACGGUGCGUGGAAUGCGGUGUACGAUUACUCGGUGCACGAAGGUCCUUUGUGUUGGUUCCAUCUAUUGUUGUCGGGUGAUGUUCUCCAGGCGGGCUCCGAACGGGGUGCUGUGCGUGUGAUGGACCAAGCCCAAAGGGCAAGGCCGGAUGGCGCACAUUGAAGCAUUUCGUUAUUUGGUGGAAAACGUGGCGCAGGGAACAGCUGCCUUCUGGAAGCAGCUGCCUCCUGCUCGUACCGCUCCGUACCAGUAUGUACUGCGAGCCGCCCGGGGUGGGCCGGUGAAGUAACCGCGAAGCCACA